AAAGUUAAAUUUAGAUAUUUUAUGUAAAUAUUUUUUAUGCAUAAGUUAUUUUGACAAUAGCCGCUAGCAAUCAGUACUAUAAACUUAUUUUAUACAAAAAUUAAGAGGAAUUUGAUAUGAAUUUAUAUUUUACAAAAUAAAUAACUUAUUAAAAAUAUUUCCAAACAUUGUGACCGAUCGCUUGCAGAAGAAGAAAUAUAAGCUAAAUGAUUUGGUUUUAGAAUUAUGCUGCAAAACAAAGUCAUAAAGUUAUUGAAAAUCAAUUUAUGAAAAAUAUUUUGGUCAUACUAUUAUAACAUUGGAUGGAGCCGAUAAGGUUAUAAAGAAUUAAACAUGGACAUGGAACCACCCACAAAUUACUCAGAUUCAGCGUCCAUGCAAUCGAAUUCUGAAUACUCCGACGCUGAAUGUGAACCCCAUAUAGAAGACAACGAAUAUUUCCAAGAUACAGAACGCGAACAAAACGAGGUUGGACAUAGUGUUAUAAGUGAAAUACGUGAAGGUUUAACACCAGGACAAGACACAAUAAAUGGUGUAAAUGAAAGCACCAGCCAAAACUCUAGUACAAUUGACAAUGUCCAUAAGUCUAUAUCAGCAGAAUCGCUACCCAUUAUCAAUAGCACUAGCACAAUAUCUGGUGAAAUCGUGAACUCAUUAGGGGCUGCAACUGUCGAUGAUGGUGAUGAAAACCAAUUUGACUAUAUGCAUGACAGUGUGUGGCGUGAACAAAAAAAGCAUAUAUUUAUAUUGAGCGAAGCUGGCAAGCCCAUAUAUUCCUUGCACGGGAAUGAAGACAAACUAGCAACUUUAUUUGGUGUUAUACAAGCGCUGGUUAGCUUUGUACAACAUGGACAAGAUGCAAUAACGUCUAUUCAUGCGCGUGGCAUUAAAUUUGUAUUCUUAGUGCGUAAUACGCUAAUACUCGUUGCGGCGUCACGUUCAAAUAUGAGUGUGCCGCAGUUGCAACUGCAGUUGAGCGAUGUAUACAAUCAAAUACUGUCAACCUUAACCAACAAGCAUGUGACACGCAUAUUUGAAAAACGUAAAAAUUUUGAUCUGCGGCGUUCACUAGCUGGUAGCGAAAGAUUAAUCUAUCAUUUGCUCUCAAAUGACAGCAGUAAUAAAAAAGUGACCAACAAUGUCUUCACUUUUUUAACAAACUCCAUUCGUGUACUACCUCUGCCUACGACGGUACGUUCAAGCAUUGUUAGCGGUAUACAAAGCAAUUGCUCAAAAAUCAAGGAUUUGGUAUUUGCCGUGCUUAUAGCGAAUAAUAAACUCAUAUCACUUGUACGUAUGAAAAAAUAUUCCAUCCAUCCAGCGGAUUUGAGGCUGGUCUUCAAUCUUAUCGAGUGCUCUGAAUCCUUUAAAUCCUCAGAAAAUUGGACACCUAUCUGUCUGCCGAAAUUCGAUAUGAACGGUUAUUUAUAUGCACAUGUUUCCUAUCUGUCCGACGAUUGCCAAGCGUGCCUUUUGUUGCUUUCAGUCGAUCCCAAUGUAUUCUUUACGCUCUCCGAUGCCAAACGACGCAUAACGGAUAAAUUACGUUCGACAAAGUGCUUGGAAGCUAUUAGUAAAGAAAUUGAGAAACCGACUAAUGGCGGUUUGAAUUUAAGCAUUAUUGGCAUACCUCAACUGCGACAUUUUCUCUAUAAACCUAAAACGGCGGCGCAACUGCUCUGCUCCGAACUUGUACCAUUAUAUACUUCACUGAACGAAUUCGAACGCUUGGAAGGCAUAUAUUGUGAUUUAUUGCAUCGCAUACACAACAACUCACGGCCGCUUAAACUAAUUUUCGAGGUGCACGAACGUGAAGUGGUCUUGGCAUGGGUAACAGCUGCAUAUGAAUUAUAUGCGGUUUUCGAACCAUUUGUAGAUAUGUGUACAGUGAUUAAACACGUCGACAAGUUGAUUAAGUGGAUCGAAAAGGAAUAUGAUGUAUUUUUCAUACGAAACCAUCCGACCUUCUGAGGCUGGUGGUUGCUUGGCGAAAUGUUAAGCGCUGAGAUGUAGUAGACAAUAGAUAAUCAAAAUUAGUGGUGAAUGCAGCUGUUCUCAUUAUGUAAAUUUGUAAGUACGAGUAUUAUUGACUUGCGAUAUACACUAAGUUUAAUGUACUAAUAAAAAAUGUGGUUGAAAUUUUUUGAAAAUUUAAAAUAAAGUGUAAAUAGUUUUUAAAUUUUACCGUUACACACAUACCUACAAAUGCAUAAUCUUAGUUAAUACUUAAAUAGUUAAAUGACGUUGAUUAUUAGUUUAAUUAUGAAAAUGCAUACAUACAUACAUACACAUGUGUGGAAAUAAUAAAGCUCUGCUGCAAUCAUAAGAAUAAAGCUAGACUAAGAAAUA
This is a messenger RNA of Bactrocera oleae (olive fruit fly), 2349 nucleotides long. It is a transcript of the gene Mon1, whose product is annotated as vacuolar fusion protein MON1 homolog. Gene Ontology annotation, cellular component: Mon1-Ccz1 complex. The record is from RefSeq and is a predicted model, not a curated record. Lineage: Eukaryota; Metazoa; Arthropoda; Insecta; Diptera; Tephritidae. Gene Ontology annotation, biological process: protein targeting to vacuole; endosome to lysosome transport via multivesicular body sorting pathway.